Molecule: messenger RNA, 618 nt
Organism: Anisakis simplex (herring worm)
Lineage: Eukaryota; Metazoa; Nematoda; Chromadorea; Rhabditida; Anisakidae
Source: the annotation of a GenBank genome assembly
AUGAGUGCGGCACAUGGACCGCGCGAUUAUGAUCAUCUUUUUAAAUUACUGAUAAUCGGAGAUAGUGGCGUUGGCAAGAGCAGUCUGCUUCUUCGAUUUGCCGAUAACACAUUUUCACCCAAUUAUAUAACAACAAUAGGAGUGGACUUCAAAAUUCGAACAAUCACAAUAAACGGCCAACGUGUUAAACUUCAAAUUUGGGAUACGGCCGGUCAGGAAAGAUUUCGCACGAUCACUUCAACAUAUUAUCGAGGAACACACGGUGUUAUUGUUGUGUAUGAAGUGACAAGUGGUGAUUCUUUCAGCAAUGUCAAACGAUGGCUGCAUGAAAUUGAUUCCAAUUGUGAUAACGUUCAAAAAAUUCUCGUUGGUAACAAAGCAGACGAUCCAGAACGACGAGUGGUUCUGGAAGCAGAUGCACGUCGUUUCGCAGAUACAAUGCACAUACCUUUCUUUGAAACAUCUGCCAAAGAAAAUAUCAAUGUUGAAGAGAUGUUCAAUUGUAUAACAGGUCUUGUUUUGGAUGCCAAAUUACGGUCGCCCCAACGAAAUGUAAACGAUAAAGGGGUUAGACUUGGAGGUAGUCCAAGGCGUCAAGAGAAGAAGAAAUGUUGCUAG